AGAGGAAGAAACCAUGUGAGGCCCUGAGGUUUUUAUGGCCCCAGAGCUCCUGAAGUGUGGUGUUUGUGGCGCUGGUGAGUCCUGGUGAAGUGGGUAUCCUUGUGGCCUGACAUUGAGUUUACUGUCUGGCGUUGAGUUUCAGAAUUUGCAAGACCGCCCCGGAAAAAUAGUGUGCAUGAUGGAGGUGAGAGACCUGGAUGUCGGUGAUCUCCUGGGGCUGCUGGAGAGUCCCCAGGAGGAGGUUGCCCAUGAGGUGCGGCUGCUGCUCAAAGAGACUUUCUCCACGGUGCGCGAGUCCUGGCUCAUCACGGGCAUUCUCGAGUACUUCUACAUCUCCAACAGUGGUCGCCUGCUUGACAUACUGUUGGGAGUCAGCGAGCCACAUGACCGUCAUCUGCUGGACAAGCUUAUGGAAGGUCUGAAGGGGCCCGACCGAUUCCGCCACACCUGCAUCCUUCUGUAUGCCGUCCGUCGUCAGCCUCCUCCCACCUGGUUGCAGAAAUUUAUUAACCAUGGGGCUAUGAGGGAGCUACUACGCGUGCUGGCCGGGGAGGUAGACGUCCCUGUUUUGGUGGGGGCGGUCAUGGUGAUAGUGAUCCUCCUGCCCAUCCUGCCACACGAGAUGGGUCAGCUGCACCUUGGUAGUAUCCUGGAUAUAUUCUGUCGCCUGGUGCGCUGGACACCCAAGCGAGACAUCGACGAAGCCUUCCAGCCCUUCUUGCAGGUUGCUGUGUACUCCCUUUUCCACCGAUUGUAUGCUUUGUACCCAUGCCACUUUCUAACCUGCCUGAGAACUAGUUUUUCAAAGCCAAAUUCCUCGGCAUGUUUCUUCACCACCCUCAAACCCAUGAUGGAGAAGGUACGCCUCCAUCCCCUCCUAAUAACCGAAACGAAGGACUCAGAGUUGACGAGAAACAGGUGGAAAGGGCUUGAAACUCACCAGCUUAUUCUUGAGUGUGCGAAGUUGUGUUUAGAUCCCGUGGAGUCGACUUGUGAAGAUAUUUGUGGCUCGUUUUUUGUUCUGAGCAUGAAUAGCGAGUCGACGUUUGAUGCCCUGCCCAUUCCAACUAACUGGCUUCUUUAUGCAGCUGAAAAUAACUUCUGGUCACCUAGUUUGGCACUCUCCUCGCCAGGCAGCCACAGCCACUCCACAACGCCUCGGGGUUCCUCCUCCUCAGUACCUCACACGCCAGUAUUCCCAAUAAGUGCUCCCAGUCUGAAGCCCAUGGGGAGAGUGGCAGAAUCUCCCCCUGAGGCAGCCAUAGAGGCCACUCCAGAGACCACUCCUUUCACGUCACCAAUUAAGUUGGACACCAGCAACGUUGUAGGGCGGAGACCCAAUACUGCAGUGUGUGCCUUAACUCUCAACACAGCUGUAGGAAAAGACAAUGCAAGUAACCUCACAGCGGAUGUAGAAGCUUGCUCGAGUCCGUUGUCUCCAGCAAGGAAAGAGCAGUCUCCUUUCAAGUUUCCCGAUGAUCAUUACCAGAACAUAUUUUCCAGAGCUGAGCGUUCAUCCCUCAUCAACAGCAAAUUGCAGGAGAUCCUUAAAGAGAGGAAACAGAUUCAGAAGGAAAGCGUUCAGACGAGUGAGAGUAAAGUUGAGGUGCCUGAGGCCAAGGAGGGACCAUGUAAAGAUGUCAGAGAUGGAAAAGAGAGGGAGAAAAGUAUAAUCAUACCCAAAAAGACUGUAGCAGAAAAGCAGUCCAUCAGUGUCCAUUUUGUCGAAAGUGAAGCGAGUACAAAAGAAAGUGAUAUCCAAGUGCCUCAUGUAGAUCAAGGGUAUAGAAGGCGUAAAAUGUCAAUGUAUGAUUGUAAAGUUGACCUUGGACAGCUUGGAAUUCCUACAGAAAAAGUGUCCAAUGGUAACGACCUAGAUUUUAUGCAGAGUAACGACCAAGACCUUGAAACGGAAAGUGAAGACGGAAACUGCAGACCUUUCUCUAUUCUUGACUGCAGAAUAUCAGAAGAAAAAGAAUCCAAUGGCAGUGAAAGCAGAAGGUCCUCUGAUGAGAAUCAAAACGAGCCGUGCAAUGAAGAAUGUGAAGAGACGGAAACAACCCUCGGACUGGGCGUUCCAAACCAGAGAUCGAUGACGGAUUUAGUCAAGAAUAUGAAGACAAUGAGGUUAAGGUUCCUGAGCCAGUGUGGUCCACCGCCUGAUCUGUCGCAUUACAACAUGGUGGGCACAGCUCGCAUGACAGUUUCUCCCACCAAGCCCGGCAGCAUGCCACUGAACAGCUUACACACUAGUUCAUCUUGCCCAGAUUUAACUGCAGACAGCAGUUCCCAAACAACCAGUGUUACUGACAGUCGAGUCAGGAAAGAAUCUGCCAUUUCCGGCCUUACGCUUUCUCCCAUAAGGCAAGCAGUGGUGACAAGUGAAGCAACAACACAGACUGAAGAAAUUACUGUUGUUAAUCCCUAUGAGCAGCUCCUAGAUGCUCUGUUGUCAGGUCCCACAGGCAAACGGAAAAUGUCUGACAGCACAACGAAUGAGAUCAACAUGUCCAGCAAGUCUCCUCAUGAGCUCCUGGAUCAAUAUUUGCACUUCUCAUCUAAAACUGGAAGUGAAGGACGUAAUAUUCUGUGGCAGCAAACGAGUCAUUUAGGAUUCCCGUAUGAAGGGCUUAAAAACCAUGUUCGCCUGCUGCAGGUUCUGCUGCUCAUAGAGAGGUACAAGCGUGAGGUGCACGCUGAGCGGAACCGCAGACUUCUGGGGCGAGCCAAGAAGAUGUACGCACUGGAGGAGCAGUACCAAGGAUUGCAAGCCAAAGUUUCCCACCUGGAAAAUGAGGUUGCUCACCUGAAGAGGGAGUUGACAAAUGUGCAGAUGAAUGCCUCCUCAAAAGAACAGCAGCUCCAGUCGGCCCUGGCCCAGCAAGAAGCAAGAAUAAGCCAACUUCUUCUUGAGCGGGAUAAUUCGCAAGAAGACAGAGACGUGCUCAGGAAGCAGUGUUGUUUAUUAACUGAUGAAAAUUCAAAAUUGACUUCUGAAAUACAAGGUGUCCAAGCCACCUUGUUUGAUAAAGACAGACAGUUAACUUUCCAAGCCCGCAUGUCGGAAGAUAAUGGAAUACUGCGCACCCAAAUGGACGAGUUACACAAGCAGAUAUGCCUAAUGGGUGAAGUUCAGGAUCAAUACAAGCAGGAAAUAACACGCCUGAAGCUCACCGGGGGCCCGUCGGUGAAGGUCGGACUAGAAUUAGAACGUGUGUCAGCCCAGCAACAGAUAGAAAGCCUCGAGGAGCAAUGCCGUAUUACUGCUGCUGGUCGAGAUGCUGCUCUUAGUCGUGUGGCGGAGUUAGGAGUUCUGUAUGAAGAAAAGUGUAAACAAGUCGAACAAGAGCAAGCCGCAGUGAAAGCAGCAAGAGACGCCGGGGCUGAGCAGUGCCGAGCCGUAGAGUUGCGCUGCCAAGCAUUAUCCUCCACCAAUCAAACGUUAGAAAGUGCCAUUUUAGAGCAGCAUGAUAAGAACGAUAGAUUAGUUAGGCAAAUAAGGAGAUCACAGAGAGGAAAAUCAGUCUGUAGCGAUGGCUUUGAUAUCGACUGUGAACUGUCUGCCUCUCCUGGUGCUGGCGGUGACCGUGUUGGGAUCGCCUUGCCGGAAGGGCCCAUGCACACCCUGGGGCCACUCCUUUCCCGGCAGCCAGUGAUUCUUAAUAAACUUGAUGCUCUUGCUGAACCCGAAACAGAGCCAGAAGGACCCUUGCGCAGAAAAACGUAAAAUGCUUUGUAAAAAAUAGAAGUUAUUAUCGCCAUUGCCUUGGAGUCGGUGAUGUUGGAGGCCCAGGGACGGUAUCUGGCUGGUAUCUUCUCCACGUGAUAGCUGGUGGUCAGCAUCCCAAACUCCUUCCUCUUUAUUGAUCGGCAGAUGUUGCGCCGACUAAACGAAACUUUCCAACUUUUCCUUAUUGAUUGGUCUUGCCUUGAACGCACGUGACUCCUCAAACUCCUGCAUCGUUACACCUAGAGAGUGGCGGGAACAACUGGUGGCCAGGUUGAGGGUGCAGGUAUGGGGCAUUAUCACCCUGCCCAGCUUCUUGUUACUGCUGCUCUCUUGUGACUACUCUGCCCAUCCUUUUUGUCCUGAAUUCCUCGUGCAUCCCAAGAAAGAGAGGUGGAGGUUGACCUUUGCCACAAACUUCUGGGAUCCCUCACCCUGCUGCUGUUACUGAUGAUGAUUUUGAGAGUCAGGCUGUGGAAUGGUUGGACCUUUGUUUGCUGUCCCUGCCAAGUCCUUGUUCAGUGAAGUGGAAGAGGACAGAUGCUUGAUAGAUCCUUGCAAAAUCCACCUUUGCCUCCACUUCCUCCCUUUUUGCAAUUUCCUUCCCUUUCAGUCUUCAGUUUGUGGCAAAGUUAAAUUUGUGGGACUUUUUGAGGCCUGACCUGAGGUGGCGUUGAGGGACUGGUAUGGGCAGGUAGGGGGCAGAGUGUGGAUGUGCCUCCAGGGUGGUUCCUAAGCCAUUGGUCUGCUGCACAGUGGAAUUCCUGCACCUUAGUUGGCUUCAGAGGCUUGGUUGAUGUGCGGGUCUCCUUGUGUUUGUUGUAUUGAUUUUCUGGCGGAAUAUUGCCACUGGGUUAGGGCUGGUCUAUCUUGAGGAGGAGUGCCAGGGGACUCGCGCCAGAUUGCAUAAUCCUGCUAAGGCACUUUGUACCAAGGGCAUCAACACACUUCUCCAAGUCACUAUUUAGUGUCCAUGUCUUGCACCCAUACAGUAAGACAGGGAGCACAAGCGACUUUAAACCUUUGUCCACCUGCAUAGAUAUCGACAAUGCCAUAUACUGGUAUUGAGCGAGUCGAUAACACUGUGGGCCAAGCCAAUUCAAGUGACUUCCUGAUAAGACCCACCAUCGUUAUGCACUAUGCUACUGAGGUGUGUGAAACUUUUGGUGACCUUGACAUCCUCACCACAUGCAUGAACCGACUGAACUGUGUCAUCCAGGAAACCUCUUUGUUUUCAGCAACAUUGGCAUUGUCUUGGCCUACAGUGUUGUGGACUAGCUCAGAAUGAGUAUAUGGCAUUUAACGUGGAUAUGCUGUUCCAUCAGUUAUCCAAUGGUGGUGUGAUCUUAAAACUGUAUUGAGCGUCUUGGCAUUUGCUAUCGUGGCAUUGGAUUUUCAGCAGUACGAAUAUGCUGAUUAAAAGUGUUAUGAAUAUUUUGCAAUUUUUAGAAGUUGUGUGUGACUGUGCUGCUAUUACUGUCAGGUGAGAGGGCACAAAGCUGUGUCAACACCAGGUAGACACGUACUUCCCAUAAGACUAAUACUUUCCUCGCAUUUGUCAUUUUUUAAUAUUUUAAUUUUUAUUAUUUUAGGACAUCACUUGAAAUUGUAAUCAUUCAUUCAAAACUCAGUCCAAGGCUACAUGAUGACUGCUUCAGUCAAUAAAUGUUUUUCUUCAUAUAAGUUUAUGGAAAAGUUUGCUCAAUUUACAUGAAAUGUUUCAUUCUAGUAAAAUGCUGAUGUAAUCACUUGGUUGUUUGUUAUUGUAACUUAUUUGGAUGGUGUUCGGAAACCCUCCAGUGUUACAAAAUUUCAUGUGUUGAAAUGAUCUACAAUAGAUCUUGUAUUAGAGACAUUAAGUUAGUUAGAUUGUUAUUAAUGACUAAAGGAUUUUAUUUUCAAGUGGGAACAGAGUAUUCUUAGGAUUUUGAAAACUUAUAAGGAAUGUUCAGUUUGUUGUGAAUUUGUGUUUUAUCCUCGUUUUAUCCGCCCCGGCUUCCCAGUGUUAUAAGCCAGUCAUUAUUAUUAUAUUUAUUCUCAUUCAAAGUUGACAAGCACUGCAUUAUUACGGCAGCAGUACUGUAAGAGCAACCAUAUUUUUCUGUGUUUGUUCCAGCCAGAAGUCUUGCUUUGUGAUACCGUAGAACAACAGUCAGAUAUUUCAUGAGAAGUUUAUUGCAAAGAAAUCUAUAAAGAGUGUAAGUAUUUGUACCAGGGAAUCCAUCAUUAAAUACACAGACUUUACAUUAGGAAGGUGUGUGGUGGUUUGCCUGGGUGCUAGUCAUGACCCGUGGGAUGAAGUGUCUAUACCAGUCAUGUUGAUAGUUCGGGUCUUGGGGAGUUUGAACACAUUAGGUAAAAUUUCAUUGAACAAGUUUUAAGUGUUGGGUGAUGGUUAACAAAAAACUAUGCCAAGCUUGAGAGGAAAUGAAAAAGACCAAAAAGCUGGGGAACCAUAGGAUUUGUAUAUUUUUUUCUUAUGUAAUUACAAGUUUGUUAUUUUGUAUGGUUAUUUACAUGAAAAUUUGAUGUUUCUCCAUGUUUUUUUUAUUUUUAUUUAUUUAACUCGGAGUAAACUUGAGGGAAGUUUGUGAUACUAAAAGUUCAAAUUACUGCAAGUGAUUGGAGUAAUGGUGGUUGUCAAGCACAGAAAGCCAAACAUGUAUGCUUGCAGCUCCUCUAAAAUGCAAAGCAAGAUAUUCAAGUCUAUUUUGAGUACUGAGUGUUUGUCUGUAUAUGGAAGGACAGUUGACACAAACAAUAAUUGCAGUUCGGUCAAAUCUACAGUGCAUACUUCAUAUCUGUGCUUGUCGUACUGAAGUUACUUGGUUGCUUGAAGAAAUACAUUAAUUUUGUAUCAUCAAAAUAAUUUUUCACAUUAUUGUACAAUUGUGUAUGUGGCUGAUACUAUUUGUUUCACACAAACAUAUCUUUAAAAGAGAACAUUGAUAAUAUUGGGAUUUUUAUAUCCUACUGAAGUGAUAGAGGAAGUGCAACUGUGCAUGCUUGCAAACAUUGUUUGGGAACUUAAUUUUUUGUUGUUCUAUAUAUUAAAAGCCAAAUAAAUGUGAAUAACAUUU
Molecule: messenger RNA, 6807 nt
Organism: Eriocheir sinensis (Chinese mitten crab)
Lineage: Eukaryota; Metazoa; Arthropoda; Malacostraca; Decapoda; Varunidae
Gene: Tsc1
Product: hamartin-like
Exons: 3
Coding region: 176-3727 (1183 amino acids)
Biological process (GO): negative regulation of TOR signaling; negative regulation of cell population proliferation; regulation of cell cycle
Cellular component (GO): TSC1-TSC2 complex
Source: RefSeq, a predicted model, not a curated record